Sitodiplosis mosellana (orange wheat blossom midge) is the source of this 1206-nucleotide messenger RNA. Its product is annotated as glutathione S-transferase D7-like. Gene Ontology annotation, biological process: glutathione metabolic process. The transcript has 6 exons. Lineage: Eukaryota; Metazoa; Arthropoda; Insecta; Diptera; Cecidomyiidae. The coding region runs from base 247 to 960 and encodes 237 amino acids. Gene Ontology annotation, molecular function: glutathione transferase activity. The record is from RefSeq and is a predicted model, not a curated record.
UUGAAUCAUAAGCUUGACUUUGGCUAUUUAUUAUUCGAUUUUAGUUUUCAUUUCGUUUCCCAAGUGAACACAUUACAAUUCGAAUUGGUUCCGCGUGGAUACUUCAUCAAACAAAACCAAAAUAAAGGCAAAGAAAGGAAAGAAAACCAAAGAGCAAACAAAAGUGGAUAUAUUUUUGGAUAGAAAAAUAGUGCGAGAAAACCACAUAGAAGCACGCACUUUAUUCACAACAAGCUGGGCAAUUGUAUGGAUUCAACGGUUGUUGUUCAACCGAACAAACAAAUGAACAAAAUGGCAGGCGAAAAAACAAUGCCCAUUCUACAUUAUUUGCCACCGAGUCCACCGUGUCGCACCGUUUUACUGCUGGGCAAACUGCUGAACAUCGAUUUUGAUUUACGAUUAAUCGAUAUAGUCAAAGGCGAACAUUUGAAACCAGAAUACAUUGAGAUUAAUCCACAGCAUACAGUUCCAACGCUUGAAGACCAUGGUUUAGUACUUUGGGAAAGCCGUGUAAUUAUCACUUAUUUGACGGCCGCAUAUUCAAAAGAUGACACUUUGUAUCCACGUGAUGUUCGUAUGCGAGCUCUAGUUGAUCAACGUCUUUCAUUUGACUUGAGCACACUAUAUGCACGUUUGGCUGACUAUUAUUUCCCAGUUCUGUUCCGUGGCCAAGAAUUGGAUGAAACAAAACUGCAGAGAUUACACGAAGCAUUGGGAUUCUUUGAGGCGAUGCUAAAGGGUCGAACUUGGGCCGCUGUAAAUAAUUUCACUUUGGCUGAUUUGUCUCUGACAGUGACCGUUGCUCAAAUUGAAUCGCUCGAAUGCGACUUGGAGCCGUACACAAGAAUUCGCACUUGGCUACAGCGUUGCAAAGAUCAUUUGCGCCCAUAUGGAUAUGACGAAAUUCAGAAAGGCUCUGAAGAUUUAGCAGCAUUUUUUCGCAGCAAAAUCAACUCGUAGAAGCAAAGUUGUGGAAUGAAAUUCACUUCAAAUCUAAGUUCAACCAUUCAAUUAUCUCCUUAACAUAACGCAUAAAGCUCUCCAUAUAGACCAUAGUAUAAAUGCUAGUGAUACAAUCUGUAGAAUACCAUUGAAAAUCAUAGAAAACUAGUUUUCAUGAUAAUCAAUAAAAUUGAAUGAUUUCCGUUUAACAAGCACCAAAUUUAAAACAAUUUGUAUUGUGAACUGUUUGAGUUUUCUGUUAUU